Molecule: messenger RNA, 1723 nt
Organism: Pecten maximus
Lineage: Eukaryota; Metazoa; Mollusca; Bivalvia; Pectinida; Pectinidae
Product: protein BRICK1-like
Exons: 3
Coding region: 35-259 (74 amino acids)
Biological process (GO): regulation of actin polymerization or depolymerization; cell motility; actin filament organization
Cellular component (GO): SCAR complex
Molecular function (GO): protein-containing complex binding
Source: RefSeq, a predicted model, not a curated record
AACUUAGUCACGGAAGCAAUUCGUAUUUGACAAGAUGGCGCAUACACAAGGAGCUCAGAAACCAAUCCAGCAAGAUUGGGCUAAUAGAGAGUACAUAGAGGUUAUCACUGGCAGCAUAAAGAAGAUAUCGGACUUCCUCAAUUCUUUCGAUACAUCAUGCAGAUCAAGACUUGCUAACUUAAAUGAAAAGCUCACAGUUUUGGAGAAAAGGGUUGAAUACAUAGAGGCAAGAGUAACGAAAGGAGAAACAAGACCGUAGCCAAAAUUAACACUGAUGAUUUACUCAAAACUGAACUAUAAACAAGGAGCAUUAGAGCAAGAUAGCUCUGUUGAUCAGAAAUGAGAGAAUGCUGGCUUUCUUUUUGGUGUUCCAAAACAGAUGCUAGGCAGAGUCUAAGCUUUGAUGAGGAUGUUGAUUAAUUGAUUAUUCAAAUAUCAUAGGCCAUGUCUGUGAACAAAAUCUCUUCAUAUAUUUGAUUAUUCCUUGGACUUUUACCAGGGGUAAUCUUGUACUUUAGUAUACUUAACAUUAGACAGAUCUGAUCAAAAUCAAAGAAAUAGUACAGUAUGGACAAACAGAUCUGAAAGUAAUAGUUUUAAAAAAAAUGUUGAAGAAGACUUAAAUUUAGAUUGAAAUCCCUAACAAGGAGAUAGCAUCUGGUUGUCUGAAUAUUGUUUUGAUAUUCAUUAAUAUAUUUUUAGACAAAUUGAAGCAACAUAGAAAAAUUGAUUUGGACAAAUUCAGGUAACUCCUGAUUUAUUUGGAUACAACCGUGUAAUGGCCAUGUACCUGGGGGUAUGUGUACAUGCUCAUUUCCAAAUUAAGAUAUUCUAGAAGAGAUUAAUUGCCGACUCACUUGUCAUUUAAUACUGCAUCAUCUGUUCAUGUUAAUAAGGACAUGCACAGGUCUCGUACAUUGUUCUCACAUGCAAAGCCCCAUUGUUACUUUUAAACUGAUUGUAAAUGUGUUCCUCCCACUCAUUAUGGUGGUCCUAAUUUCUUGCUUUCAAAAAAUGAACAACUCAGAAUUCUGUUUUACAAGGAUGAGUUAUGUUUCCUAAUUCAAGAAAAAAUCAUUUUUGUAUAUUAAUUUUUGUUCCUUCUUAAACAGAAAUACAAAGGAAUGGAAUGUAGACUUUUCAUCAACCUUUCAUCUGAAUUAAGUUUGAAUGACAAAUAGGAGAAAAUAAUAUUUAGAAACCUUUUUAUUAUGAAAUUAUUUUUGGCAUGAUAAGUCUAUAGUAACUAAUCUGAGGUGAUCAUCAUAGCUUUAUAAUGAUGAACAUCAAUGAACCAUUUCCCUUAUAUCAUGUUCUUCAAUUGCAUAUUAUUUAUUGUAUAUAUUAUAAUUAUGUAUUUAUAGACAAUAGACAGUUGUGUUCUGAAUUUGAAGCCAUAGCUUAGUGAGGAUGUGUGAAUGUGUGUUGAUGAGAAACAGUCCAAAAUACCUAUACAUGUACAUAUGAAAUUAAUUCAAAAUGAUUCAUUCUUUAUUCUUUAGAUUUUUGAUAAUUGAGACAUAUUGCAGGAGUACAAGACUGCAGUAGAUAUAUCCAGCUCAUAGUAGUUAUUGAAUAGAAAAAAUCAAAUUAACAUACAUGGAAAAAUACCCCAGGUACCCGACACAAAAUGAUGUAAUUCUGUUGUACUGUAAUUGGAGUGAAAGGUUUUCUACUGUAGUAUACCAGGUAUAUGAAUAAACAAAGAUAAAUACAUAAAACA